AUGGCAGACGUUGCACACAAACUGAAGGAACUGAACAUGACUAUAGAUGAGGACAUGAUGGUGCAUUUUGCCUUGAACUUACUUCCAAAGGAGUUCAAAACUCUCAAGAGUUCAUAUAUGGCUCAGAAGGAAAGUUGGACUUUGGAUGAUCUUAUAACCAUUAGUGUUCAAGAAGAGCACAACAUCAUAAUGGAGAGAGGUCAGGAAGCUAUGAACAUGGUUCAAGACUAUCGUGGCAAGUAG
Molecule: messenger RNA, 243 nt
Organism: Prunus armeniaca (apricot)
Lineage: Eukaryota; Viridiplantae; Streptophyta; Magnoliopsida; Rosales; Rosaceae
Source: the annotation of a GenBank genome assembly